AUGUCUGCGCAAAAUGCGAUCUCAUCCUGGGGUGCUACCCUACGACCUGGAUGCUGUACCUUCCUCAUUCCGGAGCGUGUCAACCUAUACAUCACGAACGCAGCGCUUGUGAUAGGAAAUGCCAGCACAGAUGAUGGAAGCAUGCAUCCUCGGACAUCUCUUUGGAUGACAUUCCUCAGGAAGACUGCCGUGGUCUCACCGGUCAUCAGCUCAUCGGCGAACUCUAGCGAUCGCGUUAUUCUAUUCACAUUGGUCCCGAAUCAGGUCGAGCAUGUACAUUUGGGCCUCACCCUCGUGGUGAAUGAACACGUCGCCUUUGACGUUCUAGGCAAGAGCUGCAUAUGCCUGUCUGGUAAUUUCAUCGCUGUGCCAUCGGAGGAUAACAUGGACGCUACAGCUGUGCCAUCGGAGGAUAACAUGGACGCUACAGUGAAAAGUGGGCAAUUGCAGACAUCGUAUCGGGACUCUUCAACCAGCCAUCGAGGGAGAAAGCGUGCUCGGGUGGAAUCACUGGCUUUUACCUCCCCGGAUGCAUGCGUCGAGUCUAUCGUUGGAGAGAGAAUGGAAUUCCCUACUUUUAGUGCCCCUGCCCCGACGAUCACUGCCUUAUCAAAUUCUCCGCAACGAGCUGGGCGCAACACUGUCGACGAAAUGCCGCCACUUUCCGCUACGGCGAGAGGCAAGCGUCGACAAGUCAGAAUUUUAAGUGAACCCACCGAGGGUACUGAUUCCGAUUCAUCUGCUGCGUCAUCUCUCUUCGUGCCGAAUGCUGCUAUGAACUCAUCUCGUCAAUUGUUCUUCACGCCAAAAACGUCGCGCGCUGUCUCGAACACCGGUGCCACACGAUCUGCUGUCCUUGCAGCUGUUGAAAUCAAGGAUCACCAAGUCAGAUCAGGAGAUCUACGUGCGACUCAGGGAGAUGAGAUACAACUCUGGUACCGGUUGCAACUAGCGAACAAGGCGGUUGUGCAGUCUCGCAUGGAUGGCACACCGAUGGAGAUCACCUUGGGUCAAAGUUUCAUCCUCCCUGCAAUUGAUAAUGGUAUCGUCGGCAUGAAGGUCGGAGGCGAACGCUUGAUCGUCAUACCUCCCGCGCUAGGAUUUGGCGAUCAUCAACACGAUUCUAUACCUUCGAAUAGUACCCUCUUUUUUCAGGUGCGAAUCAAGGAUCGCGGCCUGGAUAUAUUUAAGGAGAUGGACAACGGCAGCGAAACAGUUACUCAGGAUUACGACACCAUUGCUUUGAAGCGUGGCACCUCUAAGCUGGCAUCGAACUUGAUUGUGCAGGACGAGUGA
Molecule: messenger RNA, 1296 nt
Organism: Laetiporus sulphureus 93-53
Lineage: Eukaryota; Fungi; Basidiomycota; Agaricomycetes; Polyporales; Laetiporaceae
Exons: 11
Coding region: 1-1296 (431 amino acids)
Molecular function (GO): peptidyl-prolyl cis-trans isomerase activity
Source: RefSeq, a predicted model, not a curated record